This is a messenger RNA of Lynx canadensis (Canada lynx), 1419 nucleotides long. Its product is annotated as ADP/ATP translocase 2-like. Gene Ontology annotation, cellular component: mitochondrial inner membrane. The record is from RefSeq and is a predicted model, not a curated record. Gene Ontology annotation, molecular function: ATP:ADP antiporter activity. Gene Ontology annotation, biological process: mitochondrial ADP transmembrane transport; mitochondrial ATP transmembrane transport. Lineage: Eukaryota; Metazoa; Chordata; Mammalia; Carnivora; Felidae.
AUGGCCGAUGCCCCCAAACGUGCGGAGGACGAGGCUCCGCCCCCGGGGGAGACCCAAGAGACACUGAACGCGGUUGUGCCCUGGCAUCUGGACGUCGCCGGCGCUCUCCUGCACUUGGACGUUCCGGCCGUCUCCGAUCCUCACUGCUACGAACACCGCCACAGCGAGUGCCCUCCCGGGGCUGAAUUCAGUCUGGUUACAGAUGUUUACCUGCGUGGCGUGUCGCUUGAAAGGAAAACCCUCCAACAGCAGUGCAUGGGGGCGCUGCUGACCACGCUGGUGCUCCGUCUGCUCCGGUCCAGCCCAGCUCCUGCGGCUCCGGGACCUGAGACACAGCCCAUGUUGGGGCCUCCCGCCUGUGGGAAGCCCCGGGACUCGGCAGCCACAGACCAGCGGACAGGAAUGUCGGGUGCCCUGGGGCCGAACCUCAAGUUAAGAGCACCACCUCCGAGGCCCUGCUCCACGCGUGCACCUGGCGUGGUUUCCGAGGGUCCGCCGGUGCCCCUCGCCCGUGGCAGCGUGCCCGUGCUCCCGGGAGGCCCGGUGCCCUGGCGCCUGGGCUUACCACUCACCUGCCUCCUCUUUCCUUGGAACGUGACAGAAGCCACGGUGUCCUUCGCGGGUGCAGCGCCCGAGACCAUCUCCGAGACCACGACAGUGCCCGUCGAGCGGGUCAAGCUGCCGCCGCAGGUGCAGGGUGCCAGCAAGCACAUCGCCACAGACAGCGGCAAGGGCAUCACAGGCUGUGAGGUUCGUGUCCCCAAGGAGCAGGGGGUCCUGUCCUCCCGGCGUGGUCCGGCCAACGUCGUCAGAUACUUCCCCACCCAGGCUCUCGACUUCGCCUUCAAAGAUAAACACAAGCGGGUCUUCCCGGGUGGUGUGGACCACAGAGCCCAGUGGCGCUACUUUGCAGGGCAUCUGGCAUCAGGUGGUGCCGCUGGGGCCACAUCCCCAUGUCUUGUGUAUCCUCUGGAUUUUGUUCGUACCCGUCUGGCAGCUGAUGCAGGCAAAGCUGGACCGGAGAGGGAACCCAGGGGCCUCGACGACUGCCUGGGUGAGACCUACAAAUCCGAUGGGAUGGAGGGCCUCGCUGUGGAGGGUGUUCUCGUGUCCCGAGCUGCCUACCUCAGCGUCUGUGCCGCUGCAAAGGGGUCGCUCCCAGGUCCCGAGAAUACACACACGUUCCUCAGCCGGAUGACGGCACGACCCGUCACAGCGGCUGCGGGGCUGACUUCCAUCUGUUUACGCUGUUCGUCGGACAUCGGGUCCACAGGCUCGCUUCGCUGCCCGAGCAGGACACCCCGCAAGGAAGGAGGCAAAGCUUUCUACAAGGGGGCUAGUCCAGCGUGCUCAGAUGCAUGGGGCGCUUCUGCGCUUGUCUCGUGUGACGAGUCGAGAAGCUCGUGCAACUUACGCUAG